This is a messenger RNA of Girardinichthys multiradiatus, 1575 nucleotides long. RefSeq names its product neurexin-1a-like. The record is from RefSeq and is a predicted model, not a curated record. Bases 751 to 1575 code for a protein of 274 amino acids. The transcript is spliced from 7 exons. Lineage: Eukaryota; Metazoa; Chordata; Actinopteri; Cyprinodontiformes; Goodeidae.
CGCAAAGGUAGAAGAAAAGGGCAUGUUAUUUCAGCAAGACAUUUCCAUAGUUGAGUAAAUGAUUAAUCCCACAAAUAUGGAUGAAAAAUUAUCCUGAAACGGCUGCGUUCUAGCGUAAGAUUUCAAGAGUGCACCGACAUUAAGGACUGCCUUGACAGGCAAACUGCGUCUUAUGCUGAGUUUAUCAGCCAACCUGACUCCUUAUGGCAUCUUCCCUCUGUGCUAGCUAGGACACGGGGUGGAAUGCCCUAAACAAGGCUUCCAGUGACUUGUCAAGAAGAUGGACUUGAACAUGAAAAUUAAAGCUGCCAUUUCAUCUCAAGUAAAACCCUGCACACACAAACUGGCACCAGAAAAGACUAUUUCAUAAUUACAUCAGUUAGACAGAGUCUGUGUGCCCAGUGGAUAUUUGAAUCUUCUGCUCCAACUACACUAUGGCAGAGAGGACCUUUGCACAGUUCAAACUGUUUUGGCGAGUACAGUGAGAUAUUUGGCCACUGGCCUGAACAAAAUUAAGUAAUGGUGUUUGCUCCAGGAAAUAAGUGAUAGCUAAACCUGUUCUCAUGUAAAUCUGUGCUAACAUGUAAUUUUAUGACCUACAAUGCAGUUCACACCUAUAAAUUCACCUAGGUAGUCAUUGCUACAAAAAACGUUUGUCACUACUGAACCAACAAACUUUUUUGCAUAACCUAACAAGUGAGUUCAGAAGAUAUUAGUCCUAGUUACAAUAUACAGAGUUUGAAUUACACAAUGGUUGUACAAAAGCUGCAUAGUGCCCAUUUCCUAUGGGUUGGGAUCCUCAUAUGUGGCUUCAUGGAAAUAGGCACUUGUCUAGAAUUUACAGGCACUGAGGGACAGUGGGCUAGGUUUCCAGUGUGGAAUGCUUGUUGUGAAAGUGAAAUGAGCUUCAACAUGAAAACCAAGAGCUCCCAUGGGCUGCUUGUUUAUUUUGAUGAUGAGGGAUUUUGUGACUUUUUAGAACUUCUACUAAUAAACAGCAAACUCAGCCUUCGCUACUCAAUCUUCUGUGCGGAGCCUGCAACUGUGGUGUCUGACACAGCGCUCAACGACAGCCAAUGGCACACCGUCACAAUUAGGAGAAACUUUAAGAACACAACCCUUGCUGUGGAUGGCGAGAUAAAAUGGGUGGAAGUGAAGUCGAAAAGACGAGACAUGACUGUUUUCAGCCAUUUGUUCAUUGGUGGAAUACCGCCGGAGCUAAGGUCCGUGGCGUUGCGCCUUACGUCGGCAGUUGUCAAGGAUCAGCCUCCUUAUGCGGGAUGGAUAACAGAUAUAAAGGUCAACAACACGGAGUCUGAAAUGAUCAACAGCGAGGGUGUGUUAAUGGAUGUCUGUGGUACAGCUAACAUGUGCUUAAAUGGAGGAGUCUGCAGUUUAAAUAACAAUGAACCGACAUGCGACUGCUCUCACACUGGCUUUCAAGGAAAGGACUGCAGUGAAGAAGACAACAAUACCGAAGGUCUGGCACACCUGAUGAUGGGCGACCAAGGUAAAAGUAAAGGGCAGAGAGGAGAAACUUGGCUUGUAAGGUCCCUACUGAGCAUACAAGUAUAG